Messenger RNA from Corticium candelabrum, 3018 nucleotides. RefSeq names its product ribosomal protein S6 kinase delta-1-like. Gene Ontology annotation, biological process: protein phosphorylation. The record is from RefSeq and is a predicted model, not a curated record. The coding region runs from base 4 to 2883 and encodes 959 amino acids. NCBI's taxonomy places the organism in Eukaryota, Metazoa, Porifera, Homoscleromorpha, Homosclerophorida, Plakinidae. Gene Ontology annotation, molecular function: ATP binding; protein kinase activity; phosphatidylinositol binding. The transcript is spliced from 17 exons.
AGAAUGAAUGUGGAAGGGGACGGGCAAAUUCGGUUAUUUGACGUAUCGGAGCCCCAGGCACCAGAUGGUUAUACCAUAUACAAAGUGACAUUGAGAGUGUUUACAAAGUCGUCGGGUGUGUCGACAGAGGGCACAGAAGCGGUUGUGUGGCGUCGAUUUAGUCAGUUUCUAAAGUUACGAAAAGAACUGGUUCAAAUCUACCACAAGACCAAGGGUGAUGUGCUGGACUUUCCACUAUUUGUGAAAACCAAUUACUUUGAUCGAUUUAAAGAACAAGUAAUUGAAGAACGUCGUGUUGCUUGCCUACAGCUGCUACAGUUUGUUGGGAGCCAGCCAGUCUUAUACACAAGCAAACCAUUUACCAAGUUCUUUAAGGGUGGUUCUGUAGUUGCUAGUGGCAGCCAGUCUUCACUCGCAUCACUGGGCUCACUUCAAUCUAGGACUUCUGGGGAGGAGAACGGGCUUUCACGGUCAGACUCUGUGCCUUGUGAAGAUUUGCUUGAUCUGUCUGUGGGUGCUCUUGCUGCUAUGGAGAGAGAACCUUCUCAGCUGCCUGAUAUACAAUCUUCGUGGCCAUCAGUGUUUGAUAGCCCAGUUGAAAGUAAAAAAGAUUUUCUUGCAACAGGAGAUCCUGUCAACUCAAGCAAGCACAACCUUUACAACAGUGACUCUGAUUAUUCUCCAUUUGUGAAUCGACGGUCGCCAGAUGGUCAAGAACAGUUUGCUGGUGUGGUAGUUGAUGAUCUGGUUGAUAUUCGGCUGCCUUUGUCUGACAGAGAUAGUGAAAUGGAAGAAAAACAAAAUAUUGCAAUGAUUGGCAUGGAAUCUGCCGACGGAAAGGAGAGACAGUCGGUGAUUCAACCUGGUGGUAUUUCUGCAAUUGACUUAGACAAUUUACCAAAGUUGACUGUAAGUGAGUUAGGUGAUGUUCGUUGGGCAACUCAACAGAAUUCUCUUGAUCCAUCGUCUGGAUUCUCAAGCCCACCAGGAGGUGUGUGGCUUCACCAACAACCAUCUGAUGUUAGCUCUCUCAGUUCAAAUGAUGGUAAUAAUCAGGCUCAGUCUGAAUCGACUAUUGAUGUUGGCGAACUACGUAAAGUUCUUUCGGCCGAGUUUGAAGAACCACAGUUGUCUGAAGACAUGAGUCCAUUACACAGUCAAUUAACAUCUGAGCAAGUUUUGGAGCCAGUCAGUCAUACGAGCACUGCAACGUCUGACUCAGAGGCUGAUGGGCCUUGUGAGUUAAGUAUUUCCAAGACAUUAGCUUCCAAUCUCGAUAUUGUUGGAUUUGAGGCAGAAGAUGAUUGGUGGAAGCAAGCUCUUAGUGUGUGUGACCAGGAGCUUGCAGAUGGGCUAGAAAGUACAGAAGGACAUGAAACAUAUAAAGCUGAUAUCAAUGAUAAAAUAGAAAGAGAUAGUUUGUCUAGACACAACCAGUCAGAUGUGAACGAAGCAAUUAUGAGGGAGUUGGCAGCAACGUCAAGUGAUCUGCAGCCAGAAGGACCAACAGAGCCUGUAAAUAUCUCUUCUUGUCCAACUUCUGUUGUGUCUCAAGACUACGUGCUUGAGGCAAGCAAGAUUCUUAGUCAAGCGAUUACUUGUGAAGCACAGAGCGACUACCAGAAUGCAUUUGAUUUGUACAAAACUGGUGUAGAAAUGCUACUGACUGGUGUACAAAGUGAAUCAAACAAGACUAAAAGGCAGAUGGUGAGGAAGAAGACCGGCCAGUAUCUUCUAAGAGCUGAACUGAUAUUUAAACAAUAUAUUGGCAAAGAUGGAAGAGAGUCACUGUGGGAGCCAUCUCAACCAAAUCAAGUUGAUCAACAGCCAGAGGCAGUACUUCCUCAUUUGACAUUAACUGAUUUCAAAGUUUUGGGUCUCAUAGACAAUGUUCAGUUGGUUCAAGAUAAACAAACUGGUGAAGUAUACAUACUAAAGUCAUUGAGGAAGACACAUAAUCCUCAAGUGUACAGACGACGACAAAAAGGAAAACGAGGAACCAAGAAUAGAGGAACUGUGGAUUUGCAGUGUCCUCACAUGGUUCGAUUAAUUCACCACUUUGAUACACCAAGUUGUAUCUUUCUUGUCUUGGAGUAUAUUGCUGGUGGAAAGAUAAUUGAUUUUAUUAGCUCGAGGUGGGAUGAGAUAAAGAGGAGUGAGGCAGCUCAGCGUUUUCAAGGCAUUGGGCUGGCAACACAUCAAGAUAGGUUGACCUAUGAAGAAGCUGCUUUAGGGAAAGAUAGAGGACGUGUUGAUUGUAGAAAUGCAGAGGGCAGUAAGCAUAGAUUAGAGCAGAAUGUGUUAGAUAAGAGAUCAGAGGAGAUGGCUGGUUUGGAGCAGUUGCCUACUGGCAGUCAAGCACAACGUAGUUGUGGUGUAAAUGAGGUUAUAUCUGAGCAACAGAUUGCAGUAUGGGCAGCACAGCUAGUCAAAUGCCUUAGCUGUCUGCAUCAGUCAGGAGUUGUUUGCUGUGAUCUAAGACCGGACAAUCUGCUGCUUUCACCGGAAGGGAAUCUUGUUCUAACGUAUUUUGGAUAUUGGGAUCAAAUUGACAGGCAUUACCAUCCUGAGGCAGCAGCCGACUUCUAUAUAGCUCCAGAACUGAAUGGUAUGCUAAGGGUGAGUCCAGCGGCUGAUUGGUGGUCAUUUGGAGUUAUAUUAUUUGAGCUGUUGACUGGCAAGCGGUUUAAACACUGCAACCCAGGAGGUCCCCACUCUUACAUUCCUCUGAACUUUCCAGUGAAGGUGUCAAAUGCAGCAAGAUCCUUGAUUAGAGAGCUGUUGCAUGUAAAUGCUCUUGAGAGACUAGGCUCUGGCAUUGCUGGCAUAGAGGAGAUCAUUACUCAUCCAUUUUUCGGUCAUAUAGACUGGGAUAUUGUGUAGACGGUUGGUGACCGCUUUUCCUCUUUACAGUGAGAUGUAGAGGUACAUUUACGAGUAUACAUGUACAUGUACAUCGCAUGGAGUUGGGCUAAGUUAUAUUUGGAAGACUUUGCAAUAUAUAAUUAUUACAACGCA